CGCCGUAGGGAGCACGCGCGUGUUGUUUUCUCUCAGUAGCCGGUGCAGUCAGUAACCGCCUCUCUCGUUUACGGUGACAGCCGGUUUCUUCUUCCCUGUCUUCUUUAACUGGCGCGUCUUAAAGAACAGAAAGAUGGCAGGUCAGGCACCUUCUGUUGCCAUGGAUGCCGUCUUGAAGCCGAGCUGCGAGCUCCCCGAGGACAUGCCAAAGAUCAGAGGCUACGACUUCAACAAGGGGGUCGAUCUCCAGGCGCUGCUGAGGUCCUACAUCACCACUGGCUUCCAGGCCAGCAGCCUGGGCCUGGCCAUCCAGGAGAUUAACGCCAUGAUAGAGAAGCGUCUUGAGCCGUUAGAGGAGAUUGAAGGAAAACAGAGUGACGUGCCCGAUGAACACCGCGUCAAGUCAGGCUGCACCAUCUUCCUGGGUUACACCUCCAACCUCAUCAGCUCCGGAGUCAGAGAGAGCAUCCGCUACCUGGCAGAGCACAAGAUGGUGGACGUGAUUGUAACCACAGCUGGAGGCGUCGAGGAGGAUUUCAUUAAGUGUCUGGCUCCCACGUACCUGGGAGAAUUCAGCCUGCCUGGAAAGGAGCUCCGCCUGAAGGGCAUCAACAGGAUAGGGAAUCUGUUGGUGCCCAAUGACAAUUACUGCAAGUUUGAAGACUGGCUGAUGCCCAUCCUGGACCAGAUGUUGUUGGAGCAGAAGACAGAAGGCACCAAGUGGACACCCUCCAAAAUGAUUCAUCGGCUUGGCAAGGAGAUCAAUAAUACUGACUCUGUCUACUAUUGGGCGUACAAGAAUAAUAUUCCAGUGUUCAGUCCGGCCCUGACGGACGGCUCUCUGGGAGACAUGCUCUACUUCCACUCCUUUAAGAACCCUGGCUUGGUUUUGGACAUAGUGGAAGAUAUUCGCAGGAUGAACAGCCAGGCUGUGUUUGCCAAGAGGACAGGAAUGAUCAUCCUGGGAGGAGGGCUGGUCAAACAUCACAUAGCCAAUGCUAAUCUAAUGAGGAACGGAGCUGACCAUGCAGUGUUUGUCAACACUGGCCAGGAGUUCGAUGGCUCUGACUCUGGGGCCAGACCUGAUGAGGCCGUAUCCUGGGGCAAGAUCAGAACCGACGCCAAACCUGUGAAGGUGUAUGCAGACGCUUCUUUAGUCUUCCCUCUGAUCGUGGCCGAGACCUUCGCGCUCCACGCCGACAAGCUGACUGCCGACAAGACAGCAGAUUAGCGGUUGCUCUCUUAAAUGCUCCAUUAGAAACAACCAACUAUACUCCUCCAGUUCUUCUACUUUGCAGGAAUUAUUGCAUACAUAAGUUGGACCUUAUAACCAUUUCUGUUGAAAACACAUAAUUAAGGCUUGGCAACUUUAAGAAGCAGAGUCACACACAAUGCUGCAAUUGAACGCUUUAUUAAUGGGAGUCGGUGGGGAGGGUUUGAGGCUGUCUUAAUGCUUUCCAUAACAAAAUUUACUUGUUAAAACAAGUACAGUUUUUUUCUCUCUUUUCAGACAGCUGAAAUAGUAUGGGCAGCGUGCUAUUGCAUGUACUAAUGAUACUGUUGAGAGUGCAUUUGGGCACUCAGUUUUGUGUGUGAGUGUGUGUGUGUGUGUGUGUGAGAGAGAGAGAGAAAGAGAGAGAAUAGAUACACACUCAUGAGGCAUCGUUAUUUAAGGUUUUGAUUUAUUUUAGUGUAGCUGUGGGCAGCAUGUCAUACCAUCACAUCACUUGAAUUUUAUCGUAUUGCUACUCAGUUUUUUUUUAUUAUCCAAACGUUUAAAUUACUUACACAGUUACAAGAAUAGAGAUGUGCCUAUACAAUAAAUAAUAAAUGUAA
Messenger RNA from Plectropomus leopardus (leopard coralgrouper), 1836 nucleotides. RefSeq names its product deoxyhypusine synthase (gene dhps). Gene Ontology annotation, molecular function: deoxyhypusine synthase activity. NCBI's taxonomy places the organism in Eukaryota, Metazoa, Chordata, Actinopteri, Perciformes, Serranidae. The record is from RefSeq and is a predicted model, not a curated record. Gene Ontology annotation, biological process: peptidyl-hypusine biosynthetic process. Gene Ontology annotation, cellular component: cytoplasm.